AUGUAUUAUUAUUAUUGUAAUGAUAAGUGUAUUACAAUAAAUAAAAUUUAUACACUAUAUGUACUUUUUAAAGUUAUAUACUUUAGUUAAAUCUCUUGUUUAACAAAUUUUGUGUAAGUUAUUUACUUAUUGAUGACAAUUAGCUAUUUUUUAAAUGCAAAAACAAUGAGAAAACGAGAAACAAAACAAUAUUUAAUUGAAAUGAGCCGUAAAUUGGAGACAAUUGUCACAAAUCGAGAGAAAGAUUUGUCUAUACAAGUGAUUGAUAUUUUGAAUGUCUUAAAAUCAUUAGAAGUGGACCCGCUUUUGAUAAGAAAUGCUAAAAUAAUUUUGACGGUUAAUAAUCUGAGAAAAACAUUGACUGAUGAAGAUGUGGUAAAAUUGUCAAAAAAUUUGUUAAUGAAGUGGAAAAAGUCGGUUAUCGCUGAAAACCAUAUACUCAGAAAUCUUAUGAAUCACUCAAAUAUUAGAAAUGAAACUCAAUUGCGAAUGAAAUUUAAGGAUAAGUUGGAAGAUAUUCUCAAAAGUGGAACCACUGAUGAAAAUCGAUUAAAAAGUCGUGAUAUGCUAUUUAAAGCUCUGACGAGUGAUGAAGAGAUUAAAGAAGAUCUUCUUAAAGUUGUCAAACUUGCAGCCGAUAUUGAAAAAUGCAUUUACAGAGAGUUUAAUAAUACGGACACUAAAUAUAAAAUACGAAUCAGAAGUCGUAUCUCUAAUAUAAGUGAUGAACAAAACGGUGAACUCAGACGCAAAAUAUUAAACGGAAUCAUUAAAGUGGAGGAAAUAUCGACAAUGAGUGCGGAAGACAUGGCUAACGAUAAGAUGAAACAAUUGAGACAACAAUUGCAAAAGGACUCAAUUACAGCCAGUAUUUUGCCCGAAGUGUUUGGCACUACAAGUGAUUUAUUGAAAUGUCCGGAAUGUAAGAAAAACAACUGUACCUACAAUCAGGUGCAGAUCGAUAGGGCCGACGAACCCAUGACUACAUUAUGUCUCUGUAUUUCUUGUGGACACCGAUGGAGAUUUAAUUGAUCCAAAUAUAGUUUCAAAAUUAAUGGUAAAACAUAAUACCUGUAAUUACGGUAUUUAUCAACAAUAUAAUUAUAAUAUUAUAAAUCAUUGUAAAUACUUUA
This is a messenger RNA of Oppia nitens, 1133 nucleotides long. RefSeq names its product transcription elongation factor S-II-like. The coding region runs from base 133 to 1032 and encodes 299 amino acids. Gene Ontology annotation, molecular function: nucleic acid binding; zinc ion binding. Gene Ontology annotation, cellular component: nucleus. Gene Ontology annotation, biological process: DNA-templated transcription. The record is from RefSeq and is a predicted model, not a curated record. NCBI's taxonomy places the organism in Eukaryota, Metazoa, Arthropoda, Arachnida, Sarcoptiformes, Oppiidae. The transcript has a single exon.